Messenger RNA from Caenorhabditis briggsae, 1023 nucleotides. NCBI's taxonomy places the organism in Eukaryota, Metazoa, Nematoda, Chromadorea, Rhabditida, Rhabditidae. Bases 1 to 1023 code for a protein of 340 amino acids. The transcript has 7 exons. The record is from RefSeq and is a predicted model, not a curated record.
AUGGCCAACUACCAUCUAAUGGUUCCAAAUUCGUCAAGAAAUGCUCAAAUUCCAAAUGACACUCAACGACCGCGAGCCGCACCCAAGCCUAUUUGCAAAUAUGACCAACAGGAAGGACAAAAACAAAAGCAACAGCAACAACACAAUAGUAAAAAUCACGUUUUAAGUGUCUCUAUUUCUUCUUCGUUUUUCUCCAAUUCCUCAGUCUUUUAUCUCUUUUUCUUUUCCACUCUCUCAACUUGUGAUCUGGAAGAAAUUGAUGAAAAAAGAAGAAGAAAGACAAUCGUUGUCGUUGCUGCAGCAUGCACCCUCCCAGCAGAUUCCCUGUUUGCUGUGAUGCUCUAUUUGAUAUAUCCCGACUCAUUCCUUCCAUCCACCCUGUUCAUUGUCAAUUUCUCGCUGGUUCUUCUUGCUCUUCUAGGAAUCAAUUCAAAAGUUUCGUCGAUGAUUCUUCCGGCAUUAGUAUGGAAGUGUGUGCUCUUGUUGUUCCUUUUGUUUUUGGGAUGCAUUUCGGUCGACGCUUAUCAAGUUCCGGCCUCAGAGCUAGAAGAAGCUCAUGUGUCACAGCAACAGGAACCAACCUCCCCGCAUCGAUCCAUGAUGGUUUGGAAGGAUCUGGCGGCGAAGUAUCCAAUGCUUCCAUUUAUUGCAGUCGCAUGCACAAUAGUUCUUGCAGUUGAAGCAAGAGUUUUUUUCUCGGCAUGGCAGAAGAUCUGCUGUCCGGCGGUGGUGAAUGAUGAUGCGAAUUUGGAGAAAUCGCCUCCAUCGUACAACGCUUGCGUCCGUGCCACAGCCAGCGAAAAAGAUCUUCCGAGUUACGAAGAUGCGCUGAAAACGUGCUCGAAUUCUUCAUCACAACAGCCGUCAUCAUCUUCAACGUCUUCUUCUUCGUCUUCGCCCUCUCAACGACCACCCCACUCCGUAUACACGAUACCAGACGUCAAAGUGCAUAAAUCACCAAACACUCAGAAUUGUCGUAGUUCCCCAUCGUCUUCUUCAAAAAUGACAGUAAUCAGUCUUUGA